Manihot esculenta (cassava) is the source of this 1231-nucleotide messenger RNA. RefSeq names its product thymidine kinase a. Lineage: Eukaryota; Viridiplantae; Streptophyta; Magnoliopsida; Malpighiales; Euphorbiaceae. Gene Ontology annotation, biological process: thymidine metabolic process. Bases 176 to 1039 code for a protein of 287 amino acids. Gene Ontology annotation, molecular function: thymidine kinase activity; ATP binding. The record is from RefSeq and is a predicted model, not a curated record. The transcript is spliced from 4 exons.
AGUUAUUCUUCGUCUAUGCCUUUUUCACUGCAAAAACCCUAAACCCUUCUCUCUCUCUCUCUCUCUAAGUCUCUAUCCCCCCAAUCCUAAACCCUAAAUUUAGCAAGCAUGCUAAACUCUUCCCUCCACUAACCAAAAGGUUCAAAUCCUAUUACCUGGCUCUCUCUUUCUCUCAAUGUUAACUACUAUUUCAAGGAUGAAGUGUCUAAUGUCCCCACCAUUUUCACCCAUUGCCAAGGCCGCACCUUCUGCCCUUUUCUUCUGUUUAUCCUCUAAAUCCAAAUUUCUUUCAUAUCCCACUACUCUCACAAGUCCCAUUUCUCUACUCGUUAAACCUCUUGCUAUCCCUUCACUUUUUCCAAUUCAUAAUCGCUAUAUCCAUUCCAAUUCCAAGGCCUCUCUCUCCUCAGGUGAGAUUCACGUUAUAGUGGGCCCCAUGUUCGCCGGAAAAACUACCACACUUCUCCGUCGUAUCCAGUCCGAAAGCAGCGAUGGCAGAAAAGUAGCAGUUAUAAAAUCAAACAGGGAUACAAGAUACGGUUUGGAUUCAAUAGUGACACAUGAUGGGGUGAAACUGCCGUGUAUGGCACUGCCUAAUUUGUCAUCGUUUAGACAAAAAUUUGGUGCUGAUGCAUACGAGCAGCUGGAUGUGAUUGGUAUUGAUGAAGCACAAUUUUUUGAAGACCUAUAUGAUUUCUGCUGUGAAGCUGCUGAUCAUGAUGGAAAAACUUUAAUAGUUGCUGGUCUAGAUGGUGACUAUUUGAGGAGGAGUUUUGGUUCUGUACUCGAUAUAAUUCCACUUGCCGAUUCUGUAACUAAGUUAACUGCACGGUGUGAACUUUGUGGAAAACGUGCUUUCUUUACCUUGAGAAAGACAGAGGAGACUAGGAUAGAACUCAUUGGUGGAGCUGAUGUCUACAUGCCUGUAUGUCGACACCACUAUGUCAGUGGACAAGUAGUAGUUGAAGCUUCAAGAAUUUUACUAGAAUCUCAGAAGGCUGAAUGUGGCCUCCAUGUGCCUGCAAUCGCUGAAUGUUAAAUGAUGUUAAAAACUGUUGAUUAUCUACAUUUACCAUCGUAAGAUUGUAGCACACUUGAUUGCUUUCCACGACAGCGGAAGGGGGAGAAUCAGGGAGCAUCGAUUGUCUGAUUUCAUGUAACAUUGUGCAAAAUAGAAAGUGUGUGCACAUUGGAUUGAUCCGUAAUUAAAAUGAUUUGAUGGUCUAGUGAA